AUGCAUCUCUCGACAAGCAGCGUUCUUCUAUACCUGAUCGCCUCGGCAUCGUGUACAGCAGCGUCUCCUCUAUAUAUGCAGCGUUCCCGAAGAUCAGCCCUCACCACAAGCACUUGGAAACCAUCCGCAUUCAAAAGCCCAACGACCGACAGGGUCAAAACACCACAUGUCCUUGAACUCACCAAGAUCAACAACAAAGGCAACGCCCGCAGCGCAGUCGAGCUCAACAGCCAAGUUAGAACCGGGUCCACAAAUCUAGUUUCCUUCGCCGAAGUAGGCGGGUUUGCAACAUCUAUCACAAUCGGCAACCAGACAUUCGAGGUAGUCAUCGACACAGGGUCCAGCGAUUUAUGGGUCGUCCGAGAAGGGUUCAUAUGCAUCAACCCUGAGAGUAGGAGGGAGGUGCCGCAGUGGGAGUGUGAGUUCGGGCCGGCAUACGCACCUAAUACAACCUUCCAUGAAAUCGUCGGCGAGUUUGUGGACAUCAAGUACGCAGACCGGGAGAUCCUCUCCGGCGUCAUCGGUACCGAGAACGUAACAUUAGCCGGCAUCACGGUCAACCAGACUUUCGGAGUAAUGGAUUACGCGGGUUGGUAUGGCGACGGUGUCACGUCGGGGUUGAUGGGUCUCGCGUAUUCUUCUCUCGCGAACGCCUACACGACGGAUUACAAGCAGCCAAGCCUCUACAACCCCAUUUUCGCGACCAUGUACGAGCAGGGCCUCAUCGACCCUGUCUUCAGCAUCGUUAUGAACCGCAAUGCAUCCAAUGGCACAGCAGCCGGUUACCUGACUCUAGGUGGAUUGCCGCCUACUGACAUCAAAGGGAAUUUCAGUACUACGCCUAUCCUGGUUACAAACAUCAAGGGCUAUCGGAGGGAUUAUGAUUUCUACACUGUCAAUAUUGAUGGAGUGGCGCUAGGCAACAAGAGCUUGCCGGAGGCUGGUGGCAACAUUCAAUACCUCGUUGACUCUGGAACAACACUGAACUACUACCCAAACUCGGUAGCGGACGCUAUCAAUGCGGCAUUUAUUCCCCAGCGGUCGCCAGUCCACGGUGUCACCAUCGCGGGUUCGACUUUCUACAUCAAUUCAACGGAUAUGAUAUUACCAGGUGGGACGGAUAACUCGGGAAACAAAAUCUGCAUUAGCGGGAUCAACGCCGGGGGAGAUGUCCGUCAGGGUAUAUUUGUCCUAGGAGGCACUUUUUUGAGGAAUGUGGUGGCAGUAUUCGAUGUCGGGGCUGCAGAAAUGCGGUUUGCGGCGAGUGCAUAA
This is a messenger RNA of Aspergillus novofumigatus IBT 16806, 1272 nucleotides long. Its product is annotated as pepsin-like aspartic protease. The record is from RefSeq and is a predicted model, not a curated record. Gene Ontology annotation, cellular component: fungal-type vacuole. NCBI's taxonomy places the organism in Eukaryota, Fungi, Ascomycota, Eurotiomycetes, Eurotiales, Aspergillaceae. Gene Ontology annotation, molecular function: aspartic-type endopeptidase activity. The transcript is spliced from 4 exons. The coding region runs from base 1 to 1272 and encodes 423 amino acids. Gene Ontology annotation, biological process: proteolysis.